AUGACAUCUAACGUCGAGUCGGACCACAAGCUGGCCAUGGCGGAAACCAGCAGCAAAUCCGAUGCGGAUACCCUCGAUUCAAACAGCUAUGGACGGCAGCUGGAAGAGAUUCGCAUAUCCAACAUGCCGGCCAGUGCCUCCUUCAAUACAGGUGUCGAUGUUACGACUGCCGAGAAGGACUUUGAGGAGUUGAGCAAACAAUUCUCUAACAUCUCGCACCAAGCCCGCAGAUUAUCCAGACAAGAAUCACGAGUGUCUAAGAUGGCAACAGUCACCACUAAAGAUAUUGAGAAAGGCGAGGGUUCUACUGCGUCGGAUGAGUCAUGGAAUCUGGAGACGACCCUACAUGGCGAUCGUGUCGCAGCUGAACAGGCUGGAAUCAAAGACAAGCAUAUCGGUGUGAUUUGGAACAACCUCUCAGUUCGUGGAAUGGGCGGUGUUAAAACAUACAUCAAAACAUUCCCAGAUGCAAUCAUCGAUUUCCUCAAUGUACCGGGAACACUCAUUGACCUCUUCGGGUGGAGAAAGAAGGGCCAAGAGUAUAACAUCUUGGAGGGUUUCCGAGGUCUUACACGGCCCGGUGAGAUGGUCUUGGUCCUUGGUCGUCCUGGAUCAGGCUGCACGACCUUCCUCAAAGUUAUCGCGAACCAGCGGUUUGGAUAUACCGGGGUAGAUGGUGAAGUCCUCUAUGGUCCUUUUGAGUCGGAUGUGUUCUCCAAAAGAUUCCGCGGAGAAGCCGUGUACAACCAAGAGGAUGAUGUUCACCAGCCUACCUUGACCGUGAAACAGACCCUUGGAUUCGCCCUCGACACGAAGACCCCUGGAAAGCGUCCACUGGGUGUUUCGAAGGCUGAGUUCAAAGAAAAAGUGAUCAAUUUGCUUCUGAAAAUGUUUAAUAUUGAGCACACUGCCAACACCGUGAUUGGCAACCAGUUUAUUCGCGGUGUCUCUGGAGGUGAACGGCGUCGUGUAUCGAUUGCGGAAAUGAUGAUCACGUCUGCGACUGUAUUGGCCUGGGAUAACAGCACUCGCGGUCUGGAUGCCUCAACUGCCCUCGAUUUCGCCAAGUCCCUGCGGAUUUUGACUAAUAUUUACAAAACAACAACUUUCGUGUCACUCUACCAGGCGUCUGAGAACAUCUAUAAACAGUUCGACAAGGUCCUCGUGAUUGAUAAUGGCCGUCAAGUAUUCUUCGGCCCUACAUCAGAAGCACGAGCAUAUUUCGAAGGCCUCGGCUUCCGCGAAAAGCCUCGUCAGACCACUCCGGACUACUUGACAGGAUGCACCGACCCAUUCGAGAGGGAGUUCAAGGAUGGAAGAUGUGCCGACGAUGUGCCGUCCACGCCACAAGCGCUAGUCGAAGCCUUCGACAAAUCCGUCUUCAGCGAAACGCUAGAUCGGGAAAUGAAGGCCUACCGCAACCAAAUUCAAAAGGAAAAGCAAAUUUACGAUGAUUUCGAGAUCGCUAACAAAGAGGCAAAGCGCAAGUUUACUUCGGACUCAUCUGUAUACUCGAUCCCUUUCCAUCUGCAAACCUGGGCUUUGAUGAAACGGCAGUUCCUCCUCAAAUGGCAAGACAAGUUCGCUUUGACCGUCUCGUGGGUUACUUCUGUUGGUAUUGCCAUCAUUUUGGGUACAGUGUGGCUAGAUCAACCUAAGACGAGUGCCGGUGCAUUUACUCGAGGAGGUCUUUUGUUCAUCAGUCUGCUGUUCAAUGGUUUCCAAGCAUUCUCGGAACUCGCUGCCACAAUGAUGGGCCGCGGAAUCGUCAACAAGCACCGCUCAUUCACGUUUUAUAGACCUAGUGCACUUUUCAUUGCGCAGAUUCUCGUUGACACUGCGUUUGCCAUCGCAAGGAUUCUCAUAUUCAGUAUCAUUGUGUACUUUAUGUGCGGACUGGUUCUUGAUGCUGGGGCAUUCUUUAUAUUUGUUUUGAUCAUCCUCGAGGGCUAUGUAACCAUGACGGUGUUCUUCCGAACCGUCGGAUGUCUAUGUCCUGAUUUCGAUUAUGCGAUGAAGUUCGCAUCUGUCAUUAUCACAUUCUUCGUUCUGACGUCCGGAUAUCUUAUCCAGUGGUCUGCCGCUCAGGUGUGGCUGCGAUGGAUUUACUUCAUCAACCCCUUUGGUCUUGGAUUCGCUUCAUUGAUGGUCAACGAGUUUAGACACCUUACUCUGACAUGUACGACAGACUCGCUCGUUCCAACUGGACCUGGUUAUGGCGACAUUGCGCACCAGGCUUGUACUCUAGCGGGAGGCGAGCCCGGUUCGGCGAUCAUCCCAGGCUCCAACUACAUUGGACAAACCUUCAAUUAUCUUUCUGGCGAUCUCUGGCGAAACUUCGGUAUCAUGCUUGCCCUGAUUAUUGGUUUCCUCUGUUCGAACUUGUAUUUUGGAGAAACACUUCAAUUCGGUGCUGGUGGCAAGACCAUCACUUUCUACCAGAAAGAAAACGCUGAGCGGAAAGAGCUGAAUGAUGCCCUGAUGAAGAAGAAAGCCAGCAGACAGGCAAAAACUGUCGAGGCUGAUGCUGGAUCAAACCUGAAGAUCUCCUCGCAAUCCGUGUUCACCUGGGAGGAUGUCUGCUACGAAGUCCCUGUGCCCUCCGGUACCAGACGUCUUCUGAACUCUGUCUACGGCUAUGUUCAGCCUGGAAAAUUGACUGCACUUAUGGGAGCAUCUGGUGCGGGCAAGACAACAUUGCUGGAUGUUUUGGCGUCAAGGAAGAACAUCGGUGUGAUCACCGGCGAUAUUCUUGUCGAUGGCAAGCCUCCAGGAACCGCAUUCCAAAGAGGUACAUCUUACGCAGAGCAACUUGAUAUCCACGAGGACAUGCAGACUGUACGAGAAGCGCUGCGUUUCUCUGCAGACCUGCGCCAGCCCUUUGAAACACCCCAAUCGGAAAAGUACGCUUACGUGGAAGAGAUCCUAACCCUCUUGGAGCUGGAGAAUCUGGCAGAUGCAAUCAUCGGUACAACUGAAACUGGUCUCUCGGUCGAGGAAAGAAAGCGAGUCACAAUCGGCGUCGAACUGGCGGCGAAGCCUGAGCUGCUUCUAUUUUUGGAUGAGCCUACCUCAGGUCUGGAUGGCCAGUCUGCCUGGAACAUUGUUCGUUUCCUUCGGAAGCUAGCAGCAGCAGGCCAGGCUAUUCUCUGCACUAUCCAUCAACCCAACGCCGCCCUCUUCGAAAGCUUUGAUCGCCUACUCCUCCUCCAAAGAGGAGGCGAAUGCAUCUACCACGGUGACAUUGGUCCCGACUCCCAGGUUCUGCUGGAUUACUUCCAUCGCAAUGGAGCUGAGUGUCCCCCAGAUGCUAAUGUAGCCGAGUGGAUGCUCGACGCCAUUGGCGCUGGCCAAACACGUCGGAUCGGAGACCGUGACUGGGGCGACAUCUGGCGCACUUCUCCUGAACUGGAAGCAGUCAAAAAGGAAAUCGUCCGGAUCAAGGAAGUUCGUGCGCAGGCCGUGCUGGAUAAUCAUGACGACAAUACAGUGGAUCGAGAGUACGCUUCACCUCUCUGGCACCAGAUCAAGGUAGUCUGUCGACGAACGAAUCUAUCAUUCUGGCGCUCAAAAAACUACGGCUUCACCAGGCUUUACACGCAUGUUGUGAUUUCCAUCAUCACCGGUCUUGUCUUCUUGAACCUCGAUGACUCUCGAUCCUCGCUGCAAUACCGCAUCUUCGUCAUUUUCAACGUCACCGUCCUCCCAGCUAUCAUUCUCCAGAUGGUCCAGCCGCGAUACGACAUGGCCCGUCUAAUCUUCUACCGCGAAUCCGCAUCAAAAACCUACAGCCAGUUCGCCUUCGCCCUGUCCCUGGUUGUCGCCGAAAUUCCCUACAGUCUCCUGUGCGCCGUCUGCUUCUUCCUGCCUUUGUAUUACAUCCCAGGAUUCCAAACAGAGUCCAGCCGAGCCGGCUACCAAUUCUUCAUGAUCCUCAUUACGGAGAUGUUCUCCGUGACUCUGGGUCAGAUGAUCUCAGCCCUGACUCCGAACAGCUUCAUCGCGUCCCAGCUCAACCCACCUAUCGUGAUUAUCUUCUCUCUAUUCUGUGGUGUUUCAAUUCCCAAGCCCCAGAUGCCAGGAUUCUGGCGCGCAUGGCUAUACCAACUCGACCCAUUCACCCGUCUGAUUGGCGGAAUGGUCGUGACAGAGCUGCAGGGUCGGGAUGUGGUCUGUGCAGAGUCGGAACUGAAUCUUUUCAAUGCCCCUGAUAAUCUCACCUGUGGAGAGUACAUGAAGCCGUUCUUUGAUCGCGGCGGCAAUGGAUACAUUGUCGAUGAUGCGGUGCAGGCUUGCAAGUACUGUGCGUUCAAGGUUGGAGAGCAGUUCUAUUCCACUUUCAGUAUGUCCUUUGAUAACCGGUGGCGGGAUCUGGGUAUCUUCGCUGCGUUCAUUUUCUCUAACCUGGCAAUUUUGUUCUUGGCCUCUCGCUUCUUGAACUUCAACCGACGAUAA
Molecule: messenger RNA, 4455 nt
Organism: Penicillium vulpinum
Lineage: Eukaryota; Fungi; Ascomycota; Eurotiomycetes; Eurotiales; Aspergillaceae
Product: putative ABC transporter
Exons: 4
Coding region: 1-4455 (1484 amino acids)
Biological process (GO): transmembrane transport
Cellular component (GO): membrane
Molecular function (GO): ATP binding; ATP hydrolysis activity; ABC-type transporter activity
Source: RefSeq, a predicted model, not a curated record